Molecule: messenger RNA, 1122 nt
Organism: Thecamonas trahens ATCC 50062
Lineage: Eukaryota; Apusomonadida; Apusomonadidae
Exons: 2
Coding region: 40-1122 (360 amino acids)
Cellular component (GO): membrane
Molecular function (GO): purine nucleoside transmembrane transporter activity
Source: RefSeq, a predicted model, not a curated record
CUCCACUUUGUUGCCAUAGGAGGACAGAGGCCAAGGCAAAUGGGCUCGGAUGGUGGCAAGGCCGUGAUUGUGGUGCUCACGAUGUGCUUCAUCGCCAUGUAUGCGACACCGCCAACGGUGACCAAGCUGCUUGACCACUGGGGCUACGUCUUCCCGUGGCUGACGGCGGUGCUGAUGACCUCGGGCUGGCCGGUCCAUCUCGGAGUCAUUCUCGGGCACAAGCUGACGCACGAGGUCGAUGAUGGACGGGUCCCGCUAACGCUCAAGCUGACGGCCAAGCUCUGCGCCAUGGGCGUCCUCGACUCGGUCCACAUGAUUACGCUCGCCUUUGCCAUCAACUGGCUGCCCGGCUCGACUUACAUGCUGCUCAAGUCGACGAACAUUGUGUUCAACGUCGUUGAGUCGCGAAUCUUCCUCAAAAAAGAGCUAACGCGGUACCAUGCGGCGUCGGUUGUGCUGCUUCUUACGUCGACAGCCGUUCUUGCUUCGCACAAGUCGGACCACAAGGAGUCCAAUGGCAUAACGAGCUCGAAGCACCUCUUCGGCUUUAUCUUCGCCAUUAUAUCUGCGUUUUCCAACGCUUCGCAGGCCGUGCUUGCCUCGUUUCUGCUCAAGGACGUUAAGAAGUCGACGUCGAUGCGGACCGUCGCUGAGGCUGCCUUCUUCAACGGCAUCUCGGCGUGGCUGGUCAUCAUCGUCUGCUGGCUCAUCUCGCGCGAGUGGACCGAGUACAGCGCCGUGUGGACGGAUGCCAGCCACAAGGAUAACCGUCACUUGUAUAUCAUCCUCUGCAUGGUUGCCGUCGCCCUCACCAAGCAGACUGGCAUGUUCUUCAAGUUUGCCGUCAUCUCCAAGUCGUCCGCCCUCUUCGCCGCCGUCGCAGACGUCGCCCGCCGCAUGAUCGUCGUCAUCCUUGUCGUCAAGCUCUUCCACGAGAGCUUUCCAUGGCAAAAGGCUGUCGCCUGUGCCAUGACUGUUCCGGGCAUCGCCCUUUACAUUUACGGCGGGCAUCUGCUCAAACAGCGCGCAGCCGCUAGGGCCAAGGAGUCGCCGCCGCUUCUCUCGGCCGUGAUACCGCCUGGGGAGAGUGUCAAAGCUGCUCCGUCGAUCAACGAGGCCUGA